AUGAAAUUUGGACACAACCUACCCCGGAACCAGGUCCCUGAAUGGGCUUCGUUUUACAUCAACUACAAAGGCUUAAAGAAACUCAUCAAGACUGCAGCCGACGCGUCCAGGCACGGUGCAGAUCUGGACCUAGCAGAAUUCUUUUUUUCCCUCGAUCGCAACCUCGAAGAUGUUGAUAGUUUCUACAACCGAAAGUAUGCCGAAUCCGCUCGCCGUUUGCGACUACUGCAUGGCCGUUAUGGGCGAGCGGCGCAGAUGCCAGAGGGUAUCGACAAAGAUGAAGCGCAAGAUCUCAUGGGGGCACUGCUGGAGCUGCGAAGCCAAAUGCGAAAGCUACAAUGGUACGGAGAGGUGAAUCGCAGAGGCUUCAUCAAGAUUACCAAAAAGUUGGAUAAAAAGAUACAGAUGGUAUGCUUGCAGGAACGCUAUUUGGCGUCAAAGGUCAACCCAAAGCCUUUUGCACACAAUCUGCCUCUGAACCAGGACAUGAAGUCGGUCAAUGAAUGGCUAUCAGGGCUCGGUGACAUCAAGACGUUUGAUGACAGUGGAUCCACGCAUUCCGGCGCAUCCUUGGGCCGUGUGCCGGGUCGUUCGCUACACCUUCCUUCCAGUCUGCUUGAUGUUGUGGAUACAGCCAUCCGCAACGACAAGGUCGACGACCUCAGCCAACAACUGGCAGAAGCCGCCUCCAAUAACGGCCUCGUCAGCCCUUCCUUUCAGCAGGUCCUUUUGAACUUCUUACAACGUGCCAUUUCAUGUCGUGCCAAAUCGUGCAUAGACCGACUCUUGCAAGAUAUCAUCUCCUUGGAAGAGGACGACGACAUCAACAAGCGUAAUUGUAUUCAUCGCCUCGUCAUCAACAUCGGUCGUUCGAAAAGCGGUGAGACGCUCGGUGCCGAGGGAGCCUCUCUUCAAAGUUCGAGCGAAGCAAGGAACUUCAUUGUGCCGGCAACGACACCAAAUCGUCUACCACGUCCGUGUACUACAACGGAGGAAGAGUCAGCCAAACUGCUGAGUGCAAACGAUGACUCUGUGCGCCUUCUCAUACAUCUUCUAGACCAACUACGCCCGGGUCAGCGAGCGGCUUUGCAAUCCCGUGACUCCUAUGGUAGGCUUCCUCUUCACUAUGCCGCUCAGUAUGGCUUCGUCGUCAUUUGCCAGGUUGUCAUUGCCCAUAUGCAAGAGUGGGGCCAGUUCGAUGUCUCGCAAGGCAUCGACUCAACAUAUUGGCAAGAUGCGGAGGGCAAUGCGCCGCUUCAUCUUAGUGUGGCUGGAGGACACCCACUCACAACGAAAGCGUUGUUGGAAGCAGAAAAUUGGCUUGGGCUGAGUCAGGAGAAGCUCUUGGCCAGAAAGGCCACAUCCCAAACUGGAAUUGCAUUAGCCCUCGCAACUCGAUCAAAUUUUGUCGAAAUCGUGCGACUGCUCGUCGAAGCUGGUGUCGAUGUCAACUAUCAAGAUGAAGGAGGGGAAACGGCUCUACAUAUGGCUGCACGGUACGGCUAUACGGAGUGUGCAAAAGCGCUUCUUGAAGGCUCGAAGACGAACAAGGCACAGGUCGACAUAUGUGAAAAAACGUUUGAAUGGACUCCACUGUUCAUCGCUUGCGUCGAUGACCAUCUUCCCAUAGUGGAGAUUUUAGCUGCUGCAGGGGCUGAUCUACACCGUGCCGAUAAUUCUGGAUGGACGGCAAUAGAACAUGCUGCGCUGCGUGGGCAUAUGGGCAUUGCGGAGAAACUGGCAGAACUUGCUCCUGCAACAAAGUUGCCACGCACAACUCCCUCAGGUACCAGAGUUGCUCGGGCUGGCUCGCCGCCUCAAUCAUCCCUGGAUGAGCGAAGAUCGAAGAAUCUAAACCGGGAAGGGCCCAGCGCUGUCCAGAAAGUUCCCGAGCCUGUAAAAACCUUUGGCCAUCGGUACUUGACGCAAGAGACUAUGGUGUUGGUCAGCCUGGGCUCCAUGGACAUUAGGAAGGAUACACCUGCAGUCAAGCUUGAAGAUAUUCCUCUUGCUGACGCGCAUGCCACACAACUUGAUACGGCAUUGUCUUUGGUCGUCACCGCUUCCGGGGCUAGCGGAGAGCCGACUUUCAUUGAUCUUCCCGUACAGGAGAACAUUGCCACAGAACCCAUUACCUUCACCACAACCGAUAUUAGCAAAGUGAAACUCCUCUUCGACAUUGUUCCCACCUAUGCUGGAUCACACGAGCGAGUAGUAGGACGUGGUGUCGCUCUCUUGUCUACCAUCAAGACCAGCAUUGGUUCGAAGCGCAUCUCUCUUCAAGGUGACAUGAAGGUCCCGAUCGUGGCAGCUUCAACACUAGAAGUUAUUGGUGCAGUCAACUUCAACUUCCUGGUCAUUACUCCCUUUCAACAUCCGAACAUGUCCGUCACCGAACAGCACACUUACUGGAAGAAGAUGGCGCUUACAUCAACCAUGGUCAUUGGCCAUCGCGGCCUUGGAAAGAACACAGCCUCACGCACCUCUCUGCAAUUGGGAGAAAAUACUUUGCAAUCUUUCAUCUCCGCUGCCAACUUGGGCGCAGAAUACGUAGAAUUUGACGUACAAUUGACCAAGGAUCUUGUUCCUGUCAUCUACCACGACUUCUUGGUAAGCGAAACAGGAAUCGAUGCGCCGGUCCACACCCUCACAGCAGAUCAAUUUCUUCAUCUUGGUGAAAAUCAAAAGCCGCGAUCCUCUCGCAAUGGAUCACCGGAGACUGUGCCUGUUCCCAGUGACGUGAAUGGCAAUGGCGAUAGGCCAACAAACACGAGAAGAUUGCGGUCCUAUUCGGUUGACAAUUCCACCCAGCGCAACGUCCAUACGGAUCGUCAAAACGACCUCACAGAACGCAUGAAGCAUACGCGUGACUUUAAGAAGAAAGGGUUCAAGGGAAAUCACCGUGGCUCGUCUAUUCAAGGAGAAUUUGCCACACUUGAGCAAAUGUUCAAUAAGCUACCCGAAAAGGUUGGCUUCAAUAUUGAGAUGAAGUACCCCAUGCUUCACGAGUCUGAAGAGGAAGAAAUGGAUCAAUAUGCCGUGGAGCUUAACUCGUUUGUUGACACCAUUCUGCAGACUGUAUACGACAAGAUGGGUGCUCGGAACGUCAUUUUUUCUUCGUUCAACCCGGACGUAUGUCUUAUGCUGUCGUUCAAACAACCGUCUGUUCCCGUUCUCUUCCUCACCGACGCGGGAACUUCGCCUGUGGGCGAUGUACGUGCCGCCAGUCUACAAGAGGCUAUUCGGUUUGCGAGUCGUUGGAACUUGCUUGGGGUCGUGAGCGCCGCGACACCGCUUGUCAUGUGUCCGCGGUUGGUCAAGGUGGUCAAGGAGAGCGGAUUGGUCUGUGUCAGCUAUGGGACACUGAACAAUGAUCCCGAGAAUGUAAAGCUUCAACGCAAUGAAGGCAUCGACGCUGUCAUUGUGGACAGCGUUCUAAAGGUUCGACAAGGACUUCAGGCCCCCAACCAGGACCCUGCUGAUGGAGAAACGAAUGGGAAAACGCUCAUUGCACCGAGCACGGAAGAAGUUAGCGAAGCAUCGAAGGGGACGGUUUUCAACGGACAGCCCAAUGGCACUGCAACUUUGGCGCUCUCAUGA
This is a messenger RNA of Plenodomus lingam JN3, 3600 nucleotides long. RefSeq lists its product as uncharacterized. Gene Ontology annotation, biological process: glycerophospholipid catabolic process. Gene Ontology annotation, molecular function: protein binding; glycerophosphocholine phosphodiesterase activity. NCBI's taxonomy places the organism in Eukaryota, Fungi, Ascomycota, Dothideomycetes, Pleosporales, Leptosphaeriaceae. The record is from RefSeq and is a predicted model, not a curated record.